GGGAAAGGAAAAUACUCACUGCAGCCCACACAAAAGGCCAGAGCUCCACUCGUUUCAAUAUCUCCAUGGCAGCAACACCACUACCACGACUUUUUCACUCAUCUUCUUCUACUAUUGUUCGUUCUUUUCUCUCUUAUUCGUUUCAUUCUCACUGCACUCUUCCUGUAUCUAUAAGUGCAGAGAUCCCGUCGGCCACCUCCAUUUGUCUUUCUUCCAAACUUUUGUUGCAAGGAUUUAUUCAGCCCAUUAGCGCAAAGAGUCCAAUUUUGCUAUUCACAGGCUCUGAAUUGCCCGCUGUUGACACUCAGACUUUCUUGGUUACUGUCAGUGUGUUGGGUGCCAUUGCUCUCUCCCUUUUUCUUGGUCUCAAGGGAGAUCCUGUUGCUUGUGAGAGGUGCGCUGGAAAUGGUACUUCAUGUCAUUUUUUGAGUGUGUUCGUUGAAUUGUGUUUUUAAUGGUUAUACGAUCAAUAAUGUGUUCAUAUGGUUAUCUUUUGUUAUUUUAGAUUCCCUAAAAUAGUUGAAGUGCCUGUGAUGCUUAAAAUAUACGGUUUUCACCUCUAUGCAAUUAGUAUUUGGCUGAUGGCUAUGGAAUAUUGCAUUUUCCAAACAUAGCCAAGUCAAGAUCUUAUUGCCAAAUAAUUACAUCUUUGAAGUCUUUCACAAUAUGGAAAUCUAUACCAGCUAAAGAGAAAAGGCUUGUCCAAUAAAGAUUUACAUAUCUGUCUUCUUGUGUGGAAUUGUUGGUGUGCUGUACACUCAAGCUUGAACAAUGCACAAAGGGGAUAGACAACAAUCUAUCACUUGCAGGCUUCAUUUGCUUUCAGCAUCAAGGGGUAGAUAAAAUCAUGCAAAGAGUCCCACAAACUGAUGGGAUCACAAAUGGAAACUGCUUACCUUCUACUUUA
Molecule: messenger RNA, 907 nt
Organism: Olea europaea var. sylvestris
Lineage: Eukaryota; Viridiplantae; Streptophyta; Magnoliopsida; Lamiales; Oleaceae
Exons: 2
Coding region: 66-455 (129 amino acids)
Source: RefSeq, a predicted model, not a curated record